Molecule: messenger RNA, 831 nt
Organism: Symbiodinium natans
Lineage: Eukaryota; Dinophyceae; Suessiales; Symbiodiniaceae
Source: the annotation of a GenBank genome assembly
AUGCUGAGAGCCUGGCUGCUUGCGGCUGUUCUCCGCAGCGUGACAGCGACAUGCUCGGUGAAUUUGCAAACCGACUCCAUGGGGGGCCCCGGCGGCUGCACUCCGGACGGGCUGGCAGCCAUGACAAACCUCGAGGAGAGGGCCAUCGUGCAGUGCUUUCACUACUGUGCGUCCAGUUACAGCAUCGCUUGGCAACAAGAGAAGGGGGCGACUGCCGCCGUGGCAACACCAGCUGCAACAACUUGUCCGACUGCAUCCCUCGUGUGCAGCCCCGUGCUACUGGGCUGCGCAAAGCCCUUCGGCGAGUUCCCAAAUGCCUGCAGUGGCAUUGUGCCACUGGUCGAGAAUAAGGCCACUUUCUUUGUGGCAUUCUAUGCAUACAGUGAAGAUGCUGGCAACGGCACAUCCCAGCAGGUCUUGGCCACACGUGUGGUGGCUGACCCCAACACGAUUUGUUCCGGAGUUUACAAAGUUGAUUCGGGCAAUUGUCUGGGCCUCAGCACCGGGGCGCCGGCCGAAGAGGGUGCCGCAGUUGCCCCACCCAUGCCACCGAACAUCCCCAACAUGCCAGCUCCGUUCCCGGCCGUGGAUCCGCAAGAGCAAACAACGACCACGUCCACCACAACCACCACCACCACCACAACCACCACCACCACCACCACGACGACCACCACCACCACCACGACCAGCCUUUUCUGGUAUGCAGUCGCAGUGGCGACGCUCGUGGUUGUUGUGGCUGGUCUUUGCUGUCGCAGAGCCCGCCUUGCCGAAGAAGAGAGGGCGCUAAGGAAUGCCCAAGAAAUUGAGAUUCAAUCCAUCUAUCGCUACUGA